CUCAAUAAUGCAGCUCAUUAGAACCAACUAUUGAAUUGUAAUACAAUUCCUGACUCCAGUCGUAGUGACUUUCAGUUAAAUAACAUCUACAACUCUAAUUAGACAUAAUUAUUUUCUUAUAACAUAAAGUAUACAUUCAUUUACUGGUUUACCGUGAUCAUUUUCAAGAAAAAUAAAAUAAAUCUACCUACUUAACGUAUUAUUGUCAACAAAGUGUGAGAGGCAAGUUAUUAGACUCAGUUGGCGAGUAAUAAAGCUCUGCUCAUUACAACUAACCAUCUUCACUGUCAUUAUUGUUCGAAAUGAAUCGAUUUUUGCAUUAAAACAAAAACAGUAUUUCUGCUCAUCCUCAAUCAUACAGGUGUAAUUCAAAAUUAAUUAACACAGCAAUGAGGUUUACGUAACGUUCGUUCCCAAUAAAUAAAAAUCACAAAAAUAGUGCUUUAAUUAGAAAAUAAGCUAUUGAUUUGCGUUACGUAACGCAACCACGUCAAAAAUGUUAUGAAAUUAGUGACUGCUUUUAGCAAAAAUAGACAAAGCAACUCCCAUUAUACUAUUUUUUACUAAUUUACAUGGAAAAAAACACACAAGGUAACAGUAAAAUUCACUCCACGUAACACAAUUAGCAAGCUGAGACUUUUACUCAAUAAAAUUGAAUAUUUAUUAUUAUUACACUGUGCAGGACACAACAUCAAAUUUCAGCAAUUAAUAGCUUGUCGAACAAGGCGAAGCGUGUAAAACGCUAAUUUGUGUAACUGCCACAUUAGCAUUUAAAAACUUGUGCAAAUCAACAAUUGUUUAUCGGUUCUUCGAGUGGGCGUAUAAUUAAACCGUUAAUUGGUGAAUAGUUACAAAUUGUUGGAAGCCACCUAAUAAUUUUUGUGAGACAAUCAUUCUGGUCAAUUAGGGCGUUUGCAGUAAAUAAUUUCUCUCCGAUUAGCCCGAGUUAUUUUUUCCAGGAAGGGUUGGAUUCCUUACCUGUAUCUACAAUCGUUUAAAUGCACCUCAAGCCAACAGGCGAUGAUAUAAUACCGAGAAGCAGGACAUUUAAAUUAUGCCUUGUCUUAUUAUUCCAUCCCGAGCUUUGAUUUAUUUUUAUACUUCCACAUUCUUAAUGACAUGACGCGAUAAAUCGUGUGAAAAUUGUCAAUUUUCCCAUCGCGAGCGGAAAAAGCGGUGAAUUUCUCUGUGUUGUUCACAGCGAGGCAGAGACUUGGCCUUGCUGGAUUUUUACCACAGACCCACGGACACGUUAAAGCGAACCGGAGUUUUGAAACGGUAACUGCACAGUUGCAUUAAUAGGUAUUGUGAGCGUCUGCUGCGGAAAAAUGGGCCUGUUUUAGUGCAAAAACUAUGUGAUUGUUUCACCUUUCCGAGCCACAGUACAAAUUUAAGUUCCUAAGUACGAUGGGUAAAUGGAUCUUCGCAAUGACCAGUAUUAUCAUUUUUAAAGUAGGGCUAAGUCUGGACUCGGCAAAGUCCUGCCGGAAACGGACGAGUCCUUUAGGGGGCGAGGAGCUGAUUUGUUCCAACGCUUCGACCUCACUUUUGAGAAACAACGACUUUAUUUUGAGCAAAACGCAUUGGUUCACUUGCGAGAACUGUACCUUGAACACGCUAGACGGUACCACGUUCAAUUUCACCAAAAACAGUAUUAAUUAUUUGUACCUAAUUUCGUCCCAAAUUGUUACAAUAAAAGGGCACGCCUUUGUCAAAAUGAAAUUUUUGAAAAUUGUCAAUUUGCGGAACAAUUCAAUCAGCGACUUGGACCCUGAAAGCUUCACGAACUUGACCCGCGUGACACAAGUCGAUUUGAGUCACAACAGUCUCAGGAUUUUAACAAAUAACUUAUUCAGCGAGUUGGCAAAUUUGGAUUUGUUGAAUCUGAACCACAACACGGUUUUCUACAUCCAGCCGGACGCUUUCAAGGGUUUGUCGAAUUUGCGGCACUUGUACCUCAGCCAUAACCGCCUUGAGCGGCUGGAAGGCUACGUUUUCAAGUAUUUGCCAAAUCUCCUGUUGCUCUAUUUGGAGCACAAUCGCAUUAUUUCGAUCGAUUCGUUCGCGUUUGCAAAUUUGAGCAAUUUAAACGCGCUCUAUUUGAACAACAACAGCAUCAACUUCCUGACGCAGUACAACUUCAAGCCUUUAAAUAGCCUGGUGGACUUGCAGUUGAGGCGCAACAACCUUGUGGAGGUCCAAACUAGCGCGUUUAACGGCCUGACUAAUCUCAAGCAUUUGUAUCUCGGGAACAAUCGGCUGAGAACCGUAAAGCGUUACGGUUUCGUUGGCCUGGACAAUCUCCAAAAUCUGGACCUGAUCGGCAACGAUCUCAAGCAUUUCGAUUUGAGCCACGUCGAGAGUUUGAGAAAACUGAACAUGCUGUGGCUGGAGCAGAACCGACUGACGAAUUUGAGCAUCGACGUUAAACUGGAGCCUUUAAAUUCCUUGUAUAGUUUGGGAAUAAACGACAAUAAUCUGACCGUUUUGAACUACAAGUUGCUGUAUAACAAGAUGCCGAACAUUCGGGACAUUUUUAUUUAUAAUAAUAGCUGGAACUGCGAGCUGCUGAUUAGCAUGCAGCAGUUUUUUCAAGAGCUGAAUGUCAGCUUGUGCAUGAGCUUUGAUUGCAAUCCGGAGAAAAAUAAACACGUUCUUGAAGCGUCUUCGUGUGAUGUGCGACUCAAGGAGGAGGAGAGUGAUGAGGAUUUCGAUGCCGAUUUUGUGGCGGAGGCGGGGACUUGUUGUAGGUUUAGUGUGAUUUUAGUUUUAGUUAAUUUACAAAUGUUAGUGUUUGUGUGAAUUGCACUGUUAGGUUUUAACUACCAGCUACCUCAUGUUGUCAAAGCUUUAUUUGUAAAUAAAAUAUUUACGACA
Messenger RNA from Tribolium castaneum (red flour beetle), 2877 nucleotides. Its product is annotated as insulin-like growth factor-binding protein complex acid labile subunit. Bases 1408 to 2802 code for a protein of 464 amino acids. Lineage: Eukaryota; Metazoa; Arthropoda; Insecta; Coleoptera; Tenebrionidae. The transcript is spliced from 2 exons. Gene Ontology annotation, cellular component: extracellular matrix. The record is from RefSeq and is a predicted model, not a curated record. Gene Ontology annotation, molecular function: protein binding.